AUGGCCAGUAGACCCGGAAGUAGAUCCAAAACUCGAGCAACUCUUAAGGAGUUGACCUCUCUGACCAAGAAUUUGGCUAAGGCUAUGACUUCUCAACUGAACCGUCAACAAGAACCUGACCUAGCUGGCGAGGUGUUUAAGAAAGUAGCCUCUAGGAAUCCACCUGUCUAUGAUGGAAAAGAGGACCCAGCCAGUCUUGAGAACUGGAUUAGAGAGUUUGAUAAACUGUUUACUGCUGUUAGGUGUGAUGAUGAGUUGAAAAUCAACAAUGCUACAUACUACCUAAGAGAGGAAGCUGAUUUAUGGUGGUCCCAAAGGAAGGAGUCUUUAGCGACUCAAGAGGAUUUUGGGUGGGAGCAAUUUAAGGAAGCCCUGAGAACCAAGUUUUACCCACCUCACUUAAGGAAAAAGAAGUGCCUAGAGUUUACCAACCUAAGGAUGGGGACCAUGACUGUCAAUGAGUACUACUCUAAGUUUAUAGAGUUAAUGAGCCUUGAGGAAGUGUAUGGGAGAGCUGCCCAUCUAUUCGGGAUCAAAGGAAGAGAGCUAGAAGUGAAUCCUGGAGAUAAAAGGAAGGGGUCUAGUAAUGGAUUUCAAGGUGGAGAUAAGCGUCAAAAGAUUAAUGGAGGAUUCAAGCAAGGAAAGGAUGAUAAGAGUAAUGGGAAUAACAACAAUCGUAGUCAAUCUGAAAAUGGAAAGUCCAAGAGAGUCUACUACUGCAAAAGAUGUCCAAGAAACCACCCAGGAAGGGACUGUGAAGGAAAUCUGGUAACUUGUAGGAUCUGUAGCAAGUUAGGCCAUAGAGAAUAUGAGUGCUUCCAGAAAGACUCGGCAUCAGCAAAUCCUAAGCCGACCCAGAAUCAGGGAGGUAAUGGGAACAAAGGACUCCAACAGCAAGUGGUGACCCAUAAUCGUGUUCCUCCUAAGAAUGGGAACGGAGGAGACAAUCAGGCUAAGACAAAUAAUCAAGGUCGAGUGUUUGUCAUGAGCAAUCGUGAGGCUGAAACGACUGCAGGCGUAGUGACUGGAGCUUCUCACUCUUUUAUUUCGAAAACCUUAGUGGAGAAACUUAAGUUGGGAAAACCCGAAUUUAUAAGCAUGGAUAUAGUCAUACCUUCUGGAGAUGUCAUUAACGUUUCUAAGCUACAUAGAGAUGUCUUAGUGACUAUAGCAGGGGUAGAAUUUCCUUCAGACUUAAUUGAAUUUGAGUUAGAUGACCUAGAUGUUGUUAUGGGAAUGGAUUGGUUGGGAAAUUCAAAGCCCAAAUAG
Beta vulgaris subsp. vulgaris (sugar beet) is the source of this 1269-nucleotide messenger RNA. RefSeq lists its product as uncharacterized. Lineage: Eukaryota; Viridiplantae; Streptophyta; Magnoliopsida; Caryophyllales; Amaranthaceae. Bases 1 to 1269 code for a protein of 422 amino acids. The transcript is spliced from 3 exons. The record is from RefSeq and is a predicted model, not a curated record.